Molecule: messenger RNA, 5585 nt
Organism: Perognathus longimembris pacificus (Pacific pocket mouse)
Lineage: Eukaryota; Metazoa; Chordata; Mammalia; Rodentia; Heteromyidae
Gene: Mtf1
Product: metal regulatory transcription factor 1
Exons: 11
Coding region: 148-2172 (674 amino acids)
Biological process (GO): positive regulation of transcription by RNA polymerase II; central nervous system development
Cellular component (GO): nucleus
Molecular function (GO): RNA polymerase II cis-regulatory region sequence-specific DNA binding; DNA-binding transcription activator activity, RNA polymerase II-specific
Source: RefSeq, a predicted model, not a curated record
AGGUGGGGGCAAUCAUGGUGCCGCUUGGGAGGGGAGUAGCUGCUGCUGCCGCCGCCGCCGCCGCCACCGCCGCCGCCGUUGCCGGGAGCCGCGGAGAAAGGUCAUUACCUUUUCAUUUCUCAAAACUGAGCUGAGCACGAUUGAACCAUGGGAGAACACAGUCCGGACGACAACAUCAUCUUCUUUAAGGCGGAGGAAGAUGACCUGACCCCCGAUGACAAGAUGCUCAGGUUUGUGGAUGAAAAUGGACUGGUGCCUUCCUCUUCUGGAACUGUUUAUGAUAGGACCACUGUUCUUAUUGAGCAGGACCCUGGCACUUUGGAGGAUGAAGAUGACGAUGGACAGUGUGGAGAACACUUGCCUUUUCUAGUAGGGGGUGAAGAGGGCUUCCUAAUAGACCAGGAAGCAAUGUCCCAGGGUUACGUGCAACACAUUAUCUCACCAGAUCAGAUUCAUUUGACUAUAAACCCUGGUUCCACACCCAUGCCAAGAAAUAUCGAAGGUGCAACCCUUACUCUGCAGUCGGAAUGUCCAGAAACGAAACGCAAAGAAGUGAAGCGGUACCAGUGCACCUUUGAGGGCUGCCCCCGUACCUACAGCACAGCAGGUAACCUGCGCACCCACCAGAAGACACACCGAGGAGAGUACACCUUUGUCUGUAAUCAGGAGGGCUGUGGCAAGGCCUUCCUCACCUCCUACAGCCUCAGGAUCCACGUGCGAGUGCACACGAAGGAGAAGCCAUUUGAGUGUGAUGUGCAGGGCUGCGAAAAGGCAUUCAACACACUGUACAGGUUGAAAGCACAUCAAAGGCUUCACACAGGGAAAACGUUUAACUGUGAAUCUCAAGGCUGCAGCAAAUACUUCACCACACUCAGUGAUCUGAGGAAGCACGUUCGAACCCACACAGGAGAAAAGCCAUUUCGAUGUGAUCACGAUGGCUGUGGAAAAGCAUUUGCAGCAAGCCACCACCUUAAAACUCAUGUCCGAACACACACUGGUGAAAGACCCUUCUUCUGUCCUAGUAACGGCUGUGAGAGAACAUUCAGCACUCAAUACAGUCUCAAGAGUCACAUGAAAGGUCAUGAUAACAAAGGACAUUCUUACAAUGCACUUCCACAACACAAUGGAUCAGAGGAUACAAAUCACUCACUUUAUUUGAAUGAGUUGGGUCUUCUGUCCACAGAUUCUGAAUUACAAGAAAAUUCCAGUAUAACCCAGGACCAGGACCUCAGCACAAUUUCACCAGCAAUCAUCUUUGAAUCAAUGUUUCAGAAUUCAGAUGAUACAGCAAUUCAGGAAGAUCCUCUGCAGACAGCUGCCUUGAUUGAAAGUUUUAAUGGUGAUGCAGAGUCAGUCAAUGAUGUUCCGCCACCCACAGGAAAUUCAGCAUCUUUAUCUCUCCCGCUUGUACUGCAGCCUGGCAUCUCCACACCACCUCAGCCUCAUCUACCAGCCUCAGCUCCAUCUGCUCCUCCGCCUGCUCCCUCCCUAGAACCUGGUUCCCAGAAAGCUGCAUUUGGCAACCCCCCUGCUCUCUUACAACCUCCAGAAGUGCCUGUUUCCCACAGCACACAGUUUGCUGCUAAUCAUCAGGAGUUUCUUCCGCACCCCCAGGUACCCCAGCCCAUUGUACCAGGACUUUCUGUUGUUGCUGGGGCUUCUGCACCGGCAGCAGCAGUGGCAUCGGCUGUGGCAGCACCAGCCCACCCACAAAGUACUACUGAGCCCCUGCCAGCCAUGGUCCAGACUCUGCCCCUGGGUGCCAACUCUGUCUUAACUAAUAAUACCACUAUAACCAUCGCCCCGAAUUCCAGCACGGCCAUUCUGCAGCCCAGCCUGGUCAUGAGAGAGCAGAAUUUACAAUGGAUAUUAAAUGGUGCAACCAGUUCACCACAAAACCAAGAACAAAUUCAGCAAGCGUCUAAAGUUGAACAGGUGUAUUUUACCACCGCAGUACCAGUAGCCAGUAGCACAGGGAGCUCUGUCCAACAGUUUGGCCUCAGUGUUCCUGUGAUCAUCAUCAAACAAGAGGAGGCAUGUCAGUGUCAGUGUGCAUGCCGGGACUCUGCGAAGGAGCGGGCAUCCGGCCGGAGAAAGGGCUGUUCUUCCCCACCCCCUCCCGAGCCAAACUCCCAGCCUCCUGAUGGGCCCAGCCUGCAACUACCACCCUAGACUUUUCCAGUCCCUUUCCCCCUCGUCAUCUUCCUCCACGGGACUCUGUUCCUGUGAGCAAAGUCAACAGGCCAAGGCUCCUUCCACCCCUCACAUCGAAAUGUUAAGUGCCAUGGAUGUGUCAGAGUUCCUGUCCCUCCAGAACCUGGACACCUGUCCAAUCUGAUUUGCAUUGAAGCACUACUGCAGGGGGUGGAGGAGAUGGGGCCUGACCAGCAGCUUCUCCAGGGGAAAGGCCUGUGCGUGCUCACCCCCUGGAAAAGGGGGAACAGGAAGCGUGAAGCGUGAUGCCUGCCAUCAUGGGGUCAGAAAUUGGAAGGAUGAAGAAGUCUGCUGUUUGAAAGCCUCAUCUUCCAGAUGUAUUUUCUUUAUUCACAUCCCAGGAGUACCCAUUUUACUGACCUGAUCUUUUGGAAAAAAAAAAAAAGAAAGAAAAAGAAGAAGAAGCUAAGUUAUAAGUGAACUGUUUGGCUGCACUGUAUGUCACUUUUGCUUAUUGUUAUGUGAACUUGGAAAUUAAGGUUACUCGUAUGCAUAAAAAUACUAAAUGAAAGGAUGUGGUUUCCAUCACCCUGGUACUGCCCAUCCUUUGCACUGGUUUGUUUUUUUUUGUUUUUGUUUUUGGAUUGGGCAGGAGAAAGUUCACUAUGUUGGGUAUUGCUCUUCCCCAUAUGUCUUUGACUCUGAGGCUAAUAUUUGUCUGGAAAGUCCAACCUUUGCAUCACAGUGAGCAGUAGAGGGGCAGCUGAGACAGAUGUUAAUUGGCUCAGAUGGUUUUGUUGUUUGCACUUGGCAUUGGUGAAUCUCCAGGUUGAUGCUGCAGAGGUUGUCCAGUUCAGCACAGACGGGUGGCUUCAAGCCUGGCCCAUGGCUGUGAGUGACAGUUGUGUCAGGGAUGUAGACAAAUUUCCAACUGCUAUCUGUUGAUGAUGUGUGUGCAGAGCAGGCUCUAGCAACACAACUUCAGUCUUUGCCUUCCUUGUUCUUUCUGCCUCUCAGUUGCUUGCCAAGAGCUUGUGGGUCACACUGCAUUUUUCCUGGGGAACACCCCUGCUUUGUCUUACAGUGAACACAUGGCUUGUGGCCUGUCACUAGCCAGAGGUCCGCUUCCUUUAACAGUGUUUUCCUCCUCAGAGAAGAAGGGUUGCAUCUUGCUUGCUUUCUCAGGGGAAGGUGCAGUUUGAAGGAAGUGUGAGAGUUGACAGGUGAUUGGCAGGCAGGUCUUGUGGUUCCAGGUUCUCUAGCCAGGCUUUAGGUUGUUCUCUACCAUCUCCACCGCUCUGAUUUUGCAUAAGCUUAGUACACAGUGCAAAGAAGAAUGUGACUCUCAGCUUAGUCACAUAAAUUCUAAAAAAAAAGAAAAAAGAAAAAAAUCACAAAAACAAAAAAAUAACUACAAACAAUGACCUUUUACUCAGGGUAAAAAAAAAAAUCCCCUUCCACCAAAAAGCCUGAAAUGUUGCAAUAAGUUAUCUCAUUUGGAACAUUUCAUUAAGUUGUGCUAUAGGAAAAACAAACUUUUUGAUUUGUAUAUAGAAUUGUAUCCAUCUGUCUGCCUUUGGCUCCAAGUCAUUGCCUCUUAAAAUAAAACAUAAAAUACAAUCCACAUGAGAAUGAAAAGUUGCUCUCUUUUGGCUACAUAAUGUAGUCAUGAGUGCUCAGCAAGCUCAGACACCAGCUGUGUGGCCAGAGGUGUAGAAUUGGCAUGUCUCCCAAGAACCCUUCCCCUGCUUCCAGCAAGGAGCAGGGUCUACACACCAGGCAAUGAGAGAUCUGUAUUGGUCAUUCUCCUGCUCUUUGAGCCAUUACUCAGGCCCACCAAGACUUCAAGACUGACCUUGAAGCCAAAGAUAGAGCCUUUAGCCUGAAUUUCAGGAACAAACUUGGAUAAGAGGGUAGUGGCAGCACUGUCACUGUGUAAGUGAGACCUCAGAGCAAGUAGCUGGUUCUCAUCCCAACAGUCUGACCAUAGUUGAUUUCUUUUUGUCCUGCACUCCCCUCCUGCAAAAGGCUGGUGGUCUCGGCAUCCACUGGCCUCAGCACAAGUUGAUAAGGUGAGAAGAAUCUUCUGUUACCACAGUGGCUUCAUCCUCCUGAGAAACCCAGCAUUGAGCAUGAAUUUCCCUGGCUGACUGGCCCAGACUCCCAUAGGAGUUUUUGAGUGUAGGCCCUUGAUGUUUUCCAUACAACCUGUGAGAGGCCAAGUGGAUGGGACCCUAAAGUGAGCUUGACCUCCCCAGGUUCCCAUCCUCAGAUCACCCAGGAUUCCGGGCCUAGGGAAGGACACGUGCAAGUUUAGGUAUUGUUUCUUCCUGGUUAGUCAGGGCAUUGGUCCCUUUCCAUACAAGUGGCUUUUCAUGCUCCACAGACUUGGGGUGAAGAAGCAUCUUAAGUAGUGUUUAUGCUGACAGACUUUCCUACUUGAAGUGUCUGCCUUAUGUGGAUGAUUUUAGACUUUACGAGAGAGGCUUAGCUGAUCCCAUCCACUUUGGGAAAAUCAGGAAUGUGUUUCACAUGUCAGGGAGUGGUGGUGCAGAGCAGGUGAAUUCCACAGGGUAGGCAGACUUUGCUUCCACACUGUCCCAGCACUUCUUCCCUCCCAUCUUCCUUCCGCAAGUCGGGCCUCUAGUACCGGGGACCUUAGAGAAGAAAGGGCCCCUGGUUAUGUUGGAGCCAGAAAGAACUUUGAUGGAGAAUGUGUUUUCCUGACCCUGGGAGCAAACCUGGGGUAUGAGGAUAGAAAAGAUAAGCGAGCUCUACCAUCUUCCCACAGUAACCUCAGCCACUGUCCCCCCCUCCCCCAUUGACCUAUACUUGAGCUUCCAGCUGGACUGCCCCCUUCAGAGGAUGGUUUGGGAACUCAGGUGGUAAAGAGACUAUCUAGCACCCCUAUACUCCUGGGUGAAUUUGGCCUUCCCCAGGCAGAGAGUUGAGGGAAAAGUGGUCAAUCUUCCCUGGCCAGUCUUGGAAGCACCAUUAUUUUGGUGACCAGAGUAGUGUCAUGAGAGGCUUUAAGACGCAAGACAACAAGGGGCUACUUUCUCCUCACCACUUCCCAGAGAAUCGAUGGCUGCAAAGUGCUCAUUUUCAGGGUCAAGGCAGCAGACUGGUGGGGAUAAUGGAGGGCAGAUGGGUUUUCCUGAGACUGUGUAUAAUGCUGAAUGUGUCCAGAGGGACAAGUUUGCAGAACCUCAUCUUGGUAUGUUAAAGAAAUAAUAAAAUUAAAAAGCACUUUAGGUUAUUUUAUCUUUAACCCAAUUGCUGCAAUUUCUGUUGUGUGUGUAUAUGUAUAUAUACAUAUAUGCGCGUGUACACAUAAAUACAUAUACAUAUAUAUACAUAUACACACACAUAAAUACUUUCCGAAACAAAGUUUUAUUUUUUGCUCACAGUAAAAAGUUAAAUUGAGGUGU